AUGUCAGCAGCGGAUAGACUUGUCCAGGAUCUCAACAUCUUGAUAGAAUCAACAGUGUCUAAUAUCACAACCACUAUAUCCAAAGUUCCGGGAUCAGCGAUAGUGAUAAGAUACGUGCAAUCCUCGUACCAAAAUGAUCCAGCGCGGUCAGUUCUCGAGUUGCUAUUGCUGCUAUUUGCUGUGAGGUACUUCUUGGCAUCGAAAUAUUCUUAUAACAAAAAGAAUUAUGUUCGACUAACAGAGGAUGAAGUAGAAGAAUUGAUUGAAGAUUGGACACCCGAACCGUUGAUUAAGCCAAUUACUGAACUGGAUCAAAAAAAUAUCGAUGAUAUUCCUAUAAUUGAAACACAUAAUGGGCCCAUUGUCAAACUUCAAGGACACAACGGACGCGAGUUUCUCAACCUCACCUCGACUGAUGUAUACAAUUUCAACAAUAACGACCGCAUCAAACAAGAGGCCAUUCGUUCGGUUCGUAAACAUGGAGUUGGUUCAUGUGGUCCUGCAGGGUUUUAUGGACACCAAGAUGCACACUGGGACUGUGAGCGUGCUCUCUCAGAUUUUCUUGGAACUGAACGUAGUAUUCUUUAUUCUCAGGGAUUUGCUACUUCGUCAAGUGUAAUUCCAUGUUUUCUUAAGCGUGGCGAUGUUAUUAUCGCUGAUGAUAAGAUUAAUCUCGGUAUCCAAAAGGGUAUGCAGUUAUCUCGUGCUAGUGUUUUUUGGUACGAGCAUAAUAAUAUGGAAGAAUUGGAGAAGGUCAUGAUCCUUGCUAAUAAGAAGAAGCAGCGUGGUCCCAUCCCUCGCAGAUUCCUCAUUACAGAAGGUAUUUACGAGACUGAGGGAGACUCUCCUGACCUCGCUACCAUGAUCAAGCUUAAGCACAAAUAUAAGUACCGUCUCCUUAUUGACGAAUCUUGGUCGUUUGGUAUUCUUGGAGACCAUGGCAAGGGUCUUCCUGAGCAACUGGGGAUCGAUCGUAAAGAGAUUGACAUCACUCUUGGUGUUCUUGCAUCUGCAUUUGGAUCUGCUGGCGGCUUCUGUACUGGAGAAACUGCGAUGGUAGAGCACCAACGUAUCACCUCUCUAGCAUAUACCUUCUCUGCAACUAUGCCUGCCUACCUUGCAAAUAGUACUACUGCUGUAAUCAACUGGUUUUUCAAGGAUGAUGAAUGGCGGGCCAAGAAUUUUACUAGCAUUCGUCAUAAGAGCCGACUCUUUAGAGAUAUCAUUGCUGAAUCUAAGUUCAUCGAUAUGAAUAACGUUGACAACUCGCCCAUGUUCAUCCUUCGCAUUGCUGAGCCCAUCCUUGACCGCAAGUUGAAGUCUAUUAGUGACAAGGCUCAAGAAGCUCUGGAAAUUGAGGCCUUGUUGCAGUUGAUUGUUGAUGAGUGUCUAUCUGAAGGCGUUCUCAUCUCACGCCAAAAAGUGCUUCCAGAAUUUGAAACAUUCCCUGUUGAUAGAGCGAUCAAAGUUACUAUUUCCAAUGAUCUCACCGAUGAUCAGGUUCAACGUGCUGCUAGAACUAUUGUCAAUUCCUUCCGCGUCAAACUUCAGUAA
Messenger RNA from Sugiyamaella lignohabitans, 1554 nucleotides. It is a transcript of the gene LCB1, whose product is annotated as serine C-palmitoyltransferase LCB1. The transcript has a single exon. The record is from RefSeq and is a predicted model, not a curated record. Gene Ontology annotation, cellular component: endoplasmic reticulum. The coding region runs from base 1 to 1554 and encodes 517 amino acids. Gene Ontology annotation, biological process: sphingosine biosynthetic process; ceramide biosynthetic process. Lineage: Eukaryota; Fungi; Ascomycota; Dipodascomycetes; Dipodascales; Trichomonascaceae. Gene Ontology annotation, molecular function: pyridoxal phosphate binding; serine C-palmitoyltransferase activity.